AUGCAACUGGAGUUGAUCAUAGUGUGUCUGCUGGUAAGCUUUCGCUGCUGUCUAGGGCGUAGUCAAGGCAGCUUGAGGAUUAUCAAUGGAUCAGCCGCCAAGCUGAAGCAGUUUCCCUACCAGGUGGCAUUGCAGGUCUAUUUCACCAACUCUGGAGGGGACCCAAGCACCUGUGGUGGCACAAUUAUCUCGCCACGUUGGAUACUAACAGCUGCCCAUUGUUUGCAAGAGCCGAAGACAGUUCUACAAAAGAUACUUGUGAUCGCUGGUGCUGUCAAUUUGACAACACAAAAUUCCCCUGGCUCAGUGCAAAUGUGGAUUAAAAAGAGUGACACUAUCGUUCACCCAAAUUAUGAUCGUGGCAUGGUCGCUUUUGAUAUUGGACUCAUCAAGUUGCCGCGUGAGCUUAAGAUGUCUGACUCCAUAAGAGCCGCCAAGUUGCCCAAACGAAAAGAUAAAGCUUUGUACGUGGGUCGAACGGCAAUUGUCUCCGGCUGGGGCUUAAUGGCUAAGCAGCAAACCACUGAUUUAUUGCAAUAUCUAACUGUAAAGAUAAUUUCGAAUAAGCAGUGCGAACAGGCGUGGAACGAUCAACUGAAAGGCGAUAAGAAACUGAUGCUGAACUCCUUUUUGUGCACCGAUUCCAGCAAAGGAUUGCCCUGCCUUGGUGACUCCGGUGGACCUUUGGUGUUGGACGAUGGAUCACGAACUAUAGUUGGAAUAGUUUCGCAUGGCUACGAUGGGAAGUGUGUCAUCAGGGUACCGGAUAUAUUUACACGCGUCUCUUCGUUUCGUAAUUGGAUUGAGAAAUAUACGGGGCAAUUAGCCUAGUUAGAUAGUUGGGAAUUGAAA
Drosophila albomicans is the source of this 852-nucleotide messenger RNA. RefSeq names its product chymotrypsin. Lineage: Eukaryota; Metazoa; Arthropoda; Insecta; Diptera; Drosophilidae. Gene Ontology annotation, biological process: proteolysis. The coding region runs from base 1 to 831 and encodes 276 amino acids. Gene Ontology annotation, molecular function: serine-type endopeptidase activity. The record is from RefSeq and is a predicted model, not a curated record. The transcript is spliced from 2 exons.